This is a messenger RNA of Trichomycterus rosablanca, 4548 nucleotides long. It is a transcript of the gene rhot2, whose product is annotated as ras homolog family member T2. The transcript is spliced from 19 exons. Gene Ontology annotation, biological process: mitochondrion organization; mitochondrion transport along microtubule; small GTPase-mediated signal transduction. NCBI's taxonomy places the organism in Eukaryota, Metazoa, Chordata, Actinopteri, Siluriformes, Trichomycteridae. The coding region runs from base 236 to 2089 and encodes 617 amino acids. The record is from RefSeq and is a predicted model, not a curated record. Gene Ontology annotation, cellular component: mitochondrial outer membrane. Gene Ontology annotation, molecular function: calcium ion binding; GTPase activity; GTP binding.
CCCCUAUGAAGUGCACUCGGGCAGAAAGAGUGAUUCGGUAUUGAGCCGAUAGGUGAGCCAGUAGUACUUCUUGGUCGUCGGCAGAGGGCGCUGUGCUAGGUUUCAGCUCAAGGAGGAAGCCGUGCUGCACUGUGGGUGCUCUCCUUGGAUAGAAUGGGUCAGAGAGAAGAGCGCGACCGGGUUUAAAUUAUUAAAUUAUUUUAAAUAAACCAAAAGGAUUUAAUUCGUAAAGAAAAUGAAACGCGACGUCCGGAUUCUGCUGUUAGGAGAGCCUAAAGUGGGGAAGACGUCUCUCAUCAUGUCCCUGGUGGGAGAGGAGUUCCCUGAGGAGGUUCCCCUGAGAGCUGAAGAGAUCACUAUACCUGCAGACGUCACACCUGAGAAGGUGCCCACACACAUAGUGGAUUACUCCGAGACUGAGCAGUCAGAGGAUGUGCUGCGAGAUGAAAUUUUUAAGGCUAACGUAGUGUGUGUGGUGUAUGACGUAACACAAGAAGAAACUAUCGACAAGAUUAGGACUAAGUGGAUCCCGCUUGUAAACGGUGGUGCUGAAAAAGGCAGCAAGCUUCCCAUCAUCCUGGUGGGCAACAAGUCAGAUCUGCGUUCUGGUAGUUCAAUGGAAACUAUCCUGCCCAUCAUGAACCAGUUCUCAGAGAUUGAAACCUGCGUAGAGUGCUCAGCUAAAAACCUGAAAAACAUUUCUGAGCUCUUCUACUAUGCUCAGAAAGCUGUUCUGCACCCCACAGCACCACUUUACGAUCCUGAGGAGAAACAGCUGAAACCUCUCUGUGUUCGUGCCCUGAGUCGGAUCUUCACUAUAUCUGAUAAAGACAAUGAUCGAAUUCUUAGUGAUUCCGAACUCAACAGCUUUCAGAAAUCGUGCUUCGGAAACCCGUUAGCUCCUCAGGCCCUGGACGAUGUUAAAACAGUCGUGUGGAAAAACACCAGUGAUGGAGUGCAGGAUAACGGCCUCACCCUUAAUGGUUUCUUGUUUUUGAACACACUGUUUAUUCAGAGAGGACGUCACGAGACCACGUGGACCAUUUUGCGCAAGUUUGGCUAUGAUGACACACUUGAUCUCACUGAUGACUUCCUCUAUCCACAGCUGCGUGUACCUGUCGGUUGUACGACAGAGCUGAAUCAUCUGGCUUAUCAGUUCCUUCAGCAGCUGUUUGACAAGUAUGAUGAGGAUCAGGACUCUGCCCUUUCUCCAGCAGAGCUAAAAAAUCUAUUUAGUGUAUUUCCCUAUAUGCCCUGGAGUGAGUCUGUCUAUAGUAGCGUCCCCACUACAGAGGAGAACUACAUAUCUCAACGUGGCUACCUCUGCCAGUGGACGUUGUCUGCGUACCUGGAUGUCCACAGAUGUCUGGAGUACCUGGGUUACCUUGGUUAUCCCAUUCUGAUGGAGCAGGACUCUCAGACGUCUGCUAUCACGGUAACCAGAGAAAAAGCCUUAGACAUGGAAAAGCGGCAGACACAGCGCUCAGUGUUUCUCUGCAAGGUGAUUGGUCCACGUGGGACAGGAAAGACAGCUUUUCUGAAAGCUUUCCUGGACAAAAGUCUUCUGAGUAAUGAGCGCAAUCCUAAUGCCUUCUCUAUCUACACCAUAAACACUGUCACAAUCGCCAACCAUGAGAAAUACCUCAUUCUUGAGGAGGUUGAUGUGGAUACUGAGUUCAUGAAGGCUACAGAUGCAGCGUGUGAUGUCGCCUGUCUGAUGUAUGAUGUCAGCGAUCCCGACUCAUUUAACUACUGUGCCAGUAUAUACAAGCAGCACUACAUGGAUCGUGGCAUGCCAUGCAUGGUGGUGGGCUCCAAGGCUGACCUGCCUGAGGUGAAGCAGCACCACGGCAUGAGCCCAGCCGAGUUCUGCUACAAACACAGAUUGUCUGCGCCACUCCGUUUUUCCACGCUACACCCACAAAACCACGAACACAUCUACAGCAAGCUUGUCUGGGCAGCCAUGUACCCGCACCUGAAUGGCUCAGACAUGAGCAGCACUUCCUUCUGGCUGCGUGUGACGCUCGGUGCUGCCAUUACCACCGUGCUGGGAUUUGCCUUCUACAGAGCCUUCAGCAGGCACAAAUAACACACACACACAAACACAUACACACGCUCCAAUAUCAAUCCAAGUCUACUAUCCGAGUCUGCUCUGUUGCUGACGGUGCUAAAGGUUCUAUGUGGGAAAUUUAUGUCAAGUUGAAAAUUUUAUUCUGAAUAAUAGGCAGAGCUUUGCUUAUUGACCGAGCUUAUUUUGACCUCCUGACCUUACAACAUUUUUGGAGUGGCUGCCAUCCGCACGCACCAUACAGUGGCAAGGUGAGACAGACACUGUGAGAGAUAAGGGUUUGCUUGUGUGUGUCUGUUAGAAAGCUGGGAGCAAAUAGUUAGUAUAUAAUAAUGAUGGCAGGCAGUAAAUGGUCCAAGAAGAACUUUCCAUAGUGUUUUCUCUUUUUUUUUUUUUUUUUUAAAUAUAGAACUAGUCCUGAGGUUUUGAAAAGAAAUGGCCGUGAUUCUCUCAUGUCAGCUUGUCAGAAGCUCUGUGUUGGACCUUUAGGUAACAUUUUUAUAGUGAGCAAUCAAUGUCCACAAAUUAGUAAAUGAUUGAUUAAAUUAUAUCCAUAAAAGAAACAGUUCAACAAAGUAUGUGUUCAGUUCAAAACUAUGUGUACCAUACCCCAAAUAUAGUCUAACAAUCCUUGGUUUUCAUACAAAUAUGGGAGGCUUAUAGAUGAUUUUAGCAUUGUGCAAUUUGCAUGUCUAAUUUAUACAGGGUCUGGCAGAAUACUUAAAGUAUUUAAAGCUGAAUACUUGAUACAGUAGCCAAUUUUAAUAUAGUAUUCUUAUUGUUCAGCUUAAUUUACUUUUUAUGUCAAGUACUUAAGUCUUUUGCUGGUACUAAUCUAUAUUAUGCAUAAAGCUGCACAGUUUGUUGUUUUCAGCAUUUUAUAAUUAUUCAAACCAACCCAGUACCUAGGAUGAGCUGAAAAGCUGAAGAGAUCUGCAUCAAGAAAAUGUUUGCAUAGCUUUUUUUUAAGAGUUUGCUUUGUUUUUUGGAAAAAUAUAGAAACAGAAUGGUUGAAACCUCCCAAAAUAUAAUUUAAACUAUAUCCAUUUUCCAUUUACUAAUAAAGCAGCAUUUAAGCCAACUAAUUGACUUAAGAGGGAGAAUGUUACUUUGGGGUAUUUUAAAUAGUGGGAAAUGUGCAAUUCAGAGAUUUGAAAAAUGUCGUAUUUACCACUAAAUUCAUUUAGGAAAAAGCCAGAAAACAAUGAGCCAAUGACAUCAUGGUAUCUGUUUAACAGUAACUUCAGACUAGUUUAAUCAACUAACUAACAUGUUCUAUUUUUAAGCUGCUAAUGCUUAAAGUACCUGGAGCAUUAUAGGUUUGUGUGCAUUAAGUACUGCACUAAAAUUACACUGCAAAGUAUGCAAAUUCUGUGUAGCUGUGGAAAUACUACUGUUUUUAGCUAUCUGUUAUGCUUUUGUUAAUUUUAAAGGUAGGUUAGCAAGUUUGUGCUUUCUAAGCAAUGCAGUGUAGUUUGAGGUGAGUGUGAGAUUAUACAUGCAGCUCGCACAAUGUUAACCUGGUAGCAAAAAGCUUCAAUUACGACACCAAGCAUGCCUUGGCUUAAUUUGGAAAAAGAAAUGUGGGGACCGUGAUUUAUUCAAUUCUAGCCAAGGGCUUACAUCCUAAAAUGAUUUUUUUAGGCAUGUAUAAUUUUUUUUAUUAUCAGGUGGUGCAGCGGUAAAUUACGCUAGCCCAUUACUGCUGGAAUCCAGGGUUCAAAUCCCCAGCGGUGCUGUCGGCUGGUCGGGCGUCUUCAUACAGACAUGAUACACUGUGGGGAAUAAGAGAUGGAUAGGCAUCCUCUAAAGGGUGUGUUAUCUCAUUGUGCCGUUGAUUCCAGGGAAGCUGGACACCCAUCUUAAUACACGUGUGACAACCAGUAAAAUGGAAGAGAGGCAGGACUUGAGCUGCCUUGAAUGUUGAUUUUUAAGACACUUUUUUUCUUAAGUUUCUUUUAUUAUUUUGGAGGAUGUUUAGCCAAUAGCUGCUUUUAAGAGUGCUGAUUGCUACAAUCACAAACCUAUGCCUUGAACCAAUUUUUUUAAUUGAUUGAUUAUUUAUUAAAGUGCAGCUAUUUAGGGUUCUCUGCUGGACAAAAGUUUGAACAUUUGCAUUAUUUUCAUCUUGGUAGUAUGCUAGUUUAUAGACUUUUGGGUACUUAAAAAAUAACUUGGGCCAGCUCACGUCUCACCUUAAUUUGUGUCCCACACAAAAUCAUGUAAGAUUAUAUAAUUAUAAUUUUUAAUAAUUCUCUGUUUUCAAAUUCAGACCCACCAAUGAUAAUGCCAGAGAAAUUAAAUUAAUCAGUAUUCUAUUAGCAUGCUUACUACAAAUUUAUUGCCGUAUCCACACUAAAAAAUUAGCUGACUGGACCUUUAGUUUAAAGACAUGGCCUCUUAGGAAAUGUUUGAUUAAGAUGCAUCAGAAUCGGUAUGUUCAAUCAAAUACAUUUUGUAAUAAACCUUUUUUCAAAUGA